GCCGACCAAUGGGAGCGACGGCGCCCUGCUCGUGCUGCUUUCGCGGCAAAAAGGAUUUGGCGCGCAAACGUGUGCGGGGCCGGGACCAGCUGGGAACAAUAACAGUGCCUGGAGCGGAGCGGACGGGUUCGGCCGAGCGCGGGAGAGAAGGGCGAGAGGAGCCCGGCUCCGCGCGGGGCCACCACACAGCCGAACGGGGCAGGGCAGGGCGGCUGGGAAGUCGGCGCUGACCGGCCGAGCGUAGGCGGAAGGGAGCCCUGCUGUGCGCCGUAGCGCCCUGCCCUUCUCCGCGGAGACCCGCGCCUUCGUGGGGGCCUCGCAGAUGACCCGGGAAGCAGCCUCGGCGCCCUCCGCUCUCGGCCUGGCCGCCGCCGCCUCCUCUCCGCUCGCGGCCCUGGCUGGCUGCACCUCCGCGGGACACCAUUUCCCGGGCCUCUGCCCUUAAAGGAGGAUGGGGCGUGUUCCUGGCUCCCGGCCCCUGCCAUCCGGCGUCUCCCUGCACCCCCGCGGCCAGGACGGUGGCCCCCGCCCGCUGACACGGCUCUGAUUCCCGGGAAGGGGGAAUCAAGACGGCGGGGUGGGGUGGGGGUGGGGGAAGAGGGAUCCUCCGGAUUUCCUGCGGUGCGUGGGGGAAGGGAGGCGGAGGAGCGGGCAGGAUCAGGCCUUUCCCUCACCCCUACCCACCCCACCCAGUCUCCUGCGAGGCAUGUGAGUGCCAGCGUUUUGUACCAUGUCUCUGGAGGGCCUGGGGGUGACCCAGAAUGUGGCGGACCUGGAAGCCCUCUUGAGGGGCGCGGAAGCCAUCCAUGUGAUGGAGCAGCAGAUCGUGAUCAUUUCCACCCCAGACCAGCUCUCCGCGCCCGGAGGAGAGAGCGACGCCGAGCUGCUGCUGUUCGCCACUCCGCAGCCCGCCAGAUUGGAAACGGCGACGCAGAGGCCUGCUCUGGAGCGCCCGCCGGUAAUGCCACCCGCUUCCCCGCUGCUGCUGCUGCUGGCUUCUAGGAGAGCAGCAAGCUUGGCCAGCAACGAAAUGUUUUGAAGCGUAACUUGUGUAUAACGUUUAUAUAUAUAUAUAUACAUAUUUAUAUAUAUGCACCCGUUGUUCUAGGACUCUACGGAGACGGGCAUAUAAUAUAGAUGCCCUUUGUUUACCACUGAAUCGUGCUCCAUCCUCCACCGGGGGCAUGGUGCAAAAAUGUAAAAACUCUUGUGACCAACAGCAAUGUGGCAAUCUUUAGACUUUACACUCAGGGUAAUAGAACAAGUUGCAAUCUCCAUAAUCUUGUAGUUGGUUUUGCCCAUAUGUUGGGGAAUAAGUGGUUAACUUCUCAGAUUACCUCCCGGCCACCAAAUAUAUAUAUUUGGAAUAUAUAUAUAUAUACUUUCAACUUGUUGCUUCUGUCCAGGAUCAGCUACCUAGUAAAUUCCAGCACUGCUAAAUAAUAUGAGAGCCAUUGUGUUAGAGGCCUUUUCAAUCCUUUUCUAGGUUGCUUAUUUCAGUAGAAGGACACAGUUAUAUCUGUGAGUUGAUAGUUUUCUUUUAAUCCCAUGUGGCUUUGUAAAGGCUUUCCCUGUGCCUGUAAUUACAGGAGAGAUGUGGGGAGAGUUUCAAGACUGUGACUGAAAUAGUGCCUCUUAAACGUGGCAUAUGUAGCAAUCUCGUAGGAAGGGCAGAGUGCUCAUGAAGGCAUGCAGAGAAAUCAUUAACUAGAAGGUCUAGGCUUCAAAAUGUUACAUUGUCGAACUUAACGCAGCAAGGUUGUCCUGUCUGACCUAGAUAGACACCCGGUUGUUGUUUUUUCUGAGCCUGGCUGCAGAACUUAAUGGAUUGUGUCGAGUCUCUUCUUUCAGUGCAAGCAGCCUGCAAAUGUUGUUAGUGAAGCAGCUUAACUUCCUGUUACAGGAUGUCAAGGCCCAGAGUUCUGUGCAACUUGCUCUUAACAAAGACAAAUGUUUGGCUUCGGCUUUGUUGUGCAGUUGCUUUCUUUAGAGCUACAUACUCUGAGGUAUGCAGUGCCCAGCCUGAUGUUAAACAAAAGGAAGACCUACCAAAGGGAAAUUGAUUGGUAAUAGAUUUGCCACCGCAUUGCAAAGGAAGGAAGUGGCAGGAACUGUGCAACUUUGGUUUCUGUUCUAUCAGGCUAGUGUCUUUAAAUGUGUGUGAGAGAAGGCGACGUAUGUUGUGCCCCUAAGGAUGGGCAGACCAGUCUAUUUCCAGUCCAUGUCAAUUGGGCAUGAAUUAACAUGUAAGUCUGUCUCUGCAUUCAUCAUUGCAUUUCUUUUUCUUAAAAAAUCUGCACGCAUUUUUAAAUGCAUAUUUUAUCACAAAAUAAGCUACUUAAAUAAUGUUUCUAUUUCAAUGUAGGCAUUUGCAAACCUAUUUUAUAAUAAAAUACAGUUUUAAUGCAUUUUUGUAUAUUGUUUGAGCCAAUAAGUAUUGCAGAAGUGUGCAAUCUGAAGGAUAAUUAUGCUCUUAUCCACACAUUAAUCCAAGAGGUUUGGAUCAAAUUAGUUUGCACAGGAAUUCACAGAAUAUCUCAAGCAUUUCUAUAUGUCCCUUUAUUUAUGUUAGGGAGCAUAUGCAUUUACAUAUAUACAUGAACCAAUCUUAAAUUAGUUUGUGGCUAACAGUUUUAGCACUGACUGACUGUGCUAUGUUUUCUUACUAUUGUGUAUACUGGAAAAAGAGGCAUGAACACUGUAAUAAAAUGACACAGUUUAGGAAUAUUGGGACAUAGUGUGUACAGAGAAAUAGGCAGAUCUUCAAAUGGUACUAGAGAAGCUGUUGUGUGAAUCAGUGUAUACCCUCUAUAGUAAGGAGCUUCUUUCUAUGUGCUGCAUUGUUUAUAGUAUGACUGUUGAUUAUAGGACUUAGAGGGUUAGUGAUGAAGCAUGUCUAACUAGUUGGAAGUGACAAGUACAGUAGAUUAUUUUGUCUCUGUGUUUCUAAUAUAUAGCAUAAUCACUAGUUUUAGCAUGCACUAAGAUGUUGAUAAGAAGCUAGAGAAUUGUCAGAAUUUUAUAUAAACAUAUUUGGUUUAAAAGAAAUUGCUGGAUUCUUAGAUCCAAAACAUGGGGCAAGCACAUUCUCUAGUAGAGAGUGUGUCAACAGAAGUUUUAAAAAGGAACAAAACAUUCAGCAAAGUGAAGCAUGGGAAUUUAGGCUGCUAGACCCUUUUAAGAUCAUGUUUAGUCUGCUUACAGCACUCUUCCCUCCCUCUCACAGUGAACAGACCACACCAUUAGUAAGUUUAAAUGCUUUAGCUACAAACUCCAAAGGUUAGAUUAUUCCAUGUAGCAGCACAAAGAACAGAGGUAGAAAAUUAUUUGGUUUAAAAAAUACUUCUGUGCUGCCUGGUCUGCUUCAGAUGGUGGAAGAGAAUGAACAAAGACACUUCACUUCACCAGACUCAGGCCUAACUGAGUCUAGGCACACAAUUCUGUGGUCUUAAGCCCUUCAUGUGUUAACUACCCCAAGCUUGCUAGUUACAUUUGAUUGCAGUUUCCCACAGGAUUCACUCUUCCCGUUUGGUUCGCUUACAUUCUAGGUGUAGGAGCAGCAUUUGGCAAAGAGAGGAACCUUCUUCAGGCCUUCUCCUCUGCACCUAUACUUCUACAUCGAAGAGAGGAUGGGCAGAGCCUGCUGGCCCUGUCCCAACAUCCACAUGUUCAGUGUGACAUAUGAAAAGGGUAGCCUACACACCUGCGUUUGUUAUCAAUUGAAUGGAGGUGCAACUGUGUAUACGUAGGCUCCCCUUUGCAGACAUUGCUUUGAACCCAUAGGUGUUUGGGGGUGGGGUACCAAAUGUUGUGGGCAAAACCAGCAGUCACUGUCCCACUUCUUCAUGUGUUAGUAUACAUUUAGAGCAUAAAGUGCUUAACGUAACCCUGCUUAAUAAUAAAAGUAGCUCACUAAUGUAUAUCUCUCCGCCCAAACGCUUUCAGUGCAUGUUUGUUACUUAUUUUCUCUCUCUCCUUGGAGCUUCUUGUGAACCAGCAUAGUAGCAAUUCAACAAGCAGAGUUUCUCUAUCAACGCAUCUCCAUGGUGCGGGAAAAUGCUGGUCAAGGAACCACAUCUGUAAGGGCAAGGGGAAGGCGACAGUGUAGAAAGUAGGAGAAGCCUGCACAAGGAGUUUGACUAGGGCAAUAGUGCUUUCCCCCCAUUUCCCCCAUGGUAAAGGUAAAGGGGUAAAGGGACCCCUGACCAUUAGGUCCAGUCGUGGCCGACUCUGGGGUUGCGGCGCUCAUCUCGCUUUAUUGGCCGAGGAAGCCGGCGUACAGCUUCCGGGUCAUGUGGCCAGCAUGACUCAGCCGCUUCUGGCGAACCAUAGCAGCGCACGGAAAUGCCGUCUACCUUCCCGCCGGAGCGGUACCUAUUUAUCUACUUGCACUUUGAGGUCAUUUCGAACUGCUAGGUUGGCAGGAGCAGGGACCGAGCAACGGGAGCUCACCCCGUCGCGGGGAUUCGAACCACUGACCUUCUGAUUGGCAAGUCCUAGGCUCUUUGGUUUAACCCACAGCGCCACCCGCGUCCCUUGUCCCCCGUAGUAGUUGGGGUCAAAAGAACCCCCAGAACAACAUACAGGGAGGAGAACAGGGGUGUUGGUUCUUUCUGGCCAGCUGAAAUGCUUGUGCUGAGGCAACGAUUGCCAUAGCACUAUGUUGAAUUCCUACCAUAUACUGGUGCUUAUACAAAUAAACACACAGGGGAGCAGGGACUACCUGCCCCUCCAAUCCCAGUUGAAAGACAUGAGCUUGUAAACCUGGUCUCUUUCCCUGCCUUCUCGGUUGGGUUGGCUUGUCAGAGAUUAAGUGAAUGGAGCCAGAUGCUUAAGGGACUUACUGUCCUCUGUAAUGAGACAGCUGGCAACAAAACAUGGAGCCAUGGUUGCCCUUGGCUAUAUUGUGUGGGAUCCUCCUCCUACAACUGUCUGCUCCUGGAGAACUGAAGCUGUUGCUGGAGUUGGCCAGUGCAAGGGAGUUGAUGGUUGCAAUUCCCGUUGCUCUUUCCCAGCAGGCAGAGCAAGGGAGGUGAUGCUCACAAAAGCUGCCUGCAUCCUCCUCCCACAGAGGCCCUUUUCUGUUGAGAGGGGCCUGCAGUGGGCGGCCGCUUUACAGUCGGUUCUUUGUUUUAAAUGUUUGGGUCGGGAAUCUGUAAUGAGCCUUCACUUUGUGUUGUCUCAUUGGGGUGCCUGUUGUUCAGGGCAGGACUGAAGAUGUCUGGUUUCCCCGCCCUGUUGGUGCUGCUGUAUUCAAGCCAUGUAGUAGGUUUGAGGGCAUGACCUUUGUGGUUGCAUGGAGGAUGCCAGCACCCCCAGAACCUGGAUUUGCUCAGUUUGCAGGGAUCUGUCAUUUUGGAAUGGAAGCAAGAAAGGAAAGGCUAUUUUUUAAAGGCUAUUCCAAGUUAAAUCUUGAAAAAUAUUUCAAAUCACAAGGUGUCCAGCUUUUCAGUUUUGGAGAACCAACAUUAGGCUUUCUAGGCCCUCAGAUUUGUUCAGGGUUUUUAGAUGCCACACCUUCUAAGUUUGCAGAAACUCAGAUAUAAUAGGUGCCAGAGGCUUUUCAGCUUUGCUAGGCUGGAAUCUCAUGGACACUUUGACUUUAGUGCCUCUCUUUACAGUGGGCAGAGACAAAUGGGUUGUAUACAACACUAGACCUACUCAGAGUGGACCUGUUGAGGUUAAUGAAGCUAAAUUAGCUGUGUCCUUUAAUGUCAGUUGGUCUACUCUAAGUCAGACUAGAAUUGACUGCAACCCAUGGCCUUGUAAUUGAUUUGUGUCACCUCGAGGUUAUUUUUCUGGUUUGCCUACUAUAUGUCAUUGCUGAUGUCAUUGUUUGAUUUGAACCCUAAAUUUGUGUCUCUUAAAAAAAAGCCCAACAUCAUACAAAAUUAUUUAUUUCUUAUUAAUAGUCUCUUGCUACAAAAAAGUGUCAAAGUAACAUACUCCCCCCCCCAAAGCACACAAUAUCAAAUUUAAAAUAAACUGGAAAAUAAAAAGAACAUUAGUAACUAAAAGUGCAAAUCCUGGAACAAAUACCUUGGCAAAAAAGCCAGUGCUAUAAAACAUUUUCUAGCAAUGCAGUUAAUGAUCAAUACAAAAUCUUUAAAGUAAUAUAUUGGUAGGCAACCAGGGGAUAAUAAACCCACAUUUUAGCACAAAAUGCACACUUAUGCCCGCCCUCCAGCAACUGAUAUACAAAACCAUGUGGAUGUGACAUAAAGGAUGGCAAAUCCACCACAGAGUCAGCAUAAGCCAAGAGAAGAACUAACCAUUUCCAUUUCAUAUGGUAAUAGCAAAGGAUAUGUUACAAAAAAAGGCCACGGUGCACCAAGACCUGCUUAUGGCCACACUGUUGAUGUUAAUGCAGUAGCAAAAAAAGGGGAGACAGCCUACACUGCUCUCUCAUCAAACUGCCAGUGGUUGUGGCUUUGUAAUGCAUCCUGAGGCACACUCACCUGGCAACAAUGACGCAACGCACUAAAUCCUCUGGGUUGUGCAGCACCACAGUCUCAGCCACUCACUAGGCUUGAUGUUUCAGGCAUCUUCUCCAAGUGGUUGGAGAAGAUGCUCCUCUAUUGCCCUUUCUCUCCAGCUGUUCUCCCAUCUCUGCCCUGCGCACUGGUGAUGCACUAACCUGGGCUGUAUGUGAUAGUAGUAGUAAUAACUACAACAACAACAACAAGUUUAGUAAUAUGUUUCCUGUUGACAUAAAAAUACUAUGGAAAUGGCAAUCUAGAAUGGGGAAUGCCUGGGUGCAAGAUUUCAUGAUGACAUAAAUGUGCCUCAGGUUGACAGGAACAGGAAAGCACAUUCCCAAGACCAACCAGGUCAUGCACAUUAAACAGAGUAUUAUUUGGGACAGAAUUAAAAAUUAAGCUCCCUUACUGAAAGCACAAGUUCCAACUCUCACCCCAUUUAAAAGGCAUUCUUGGCAUCACAUGUGAAGGCAUCCACAGGGCAUGUCUACUCUGCAGACCUAAACUGGUUUAAUUGCUAUAGCUUCCCACCCAGGGCCCCUAGAAAUUCUGGUUUUGCAACGAGACAAAAGAAUUUCUAAUUCAUGCCGGAUUCAUGCUUCCAUUUAAAGUGCCUGUACCUGAGGGAUUCAUUCAGGUAUGGCCAACAUUUACUCCUUAAAGCAUUUUUAGCAUGCUGCGAGUACUUCUGCAGUUAACUGUAAAUGACUCUAUAGAAAGUAUUUUCUUGCAGGAUGCAUGAAAAUAUACUUCCUUUAGUAAGUAACACCUUCACCCCCACCUUCGUCUCGUCAUUUUGUCUUAGCUGCUGGGAAAGAAGCAGUCUCUUUCUUUUAUCAGUAGUUGGACAAGUGGAAGCAGUGGAAUUUGACCAGAUGAUUGCUUCAGAUCCUGGAAUUGCCAGGUGAGAUCUCUCAGCGUUGCUGCUCCCCGUAGCCAAGAAGCAAGCUGCUCACAAGUGUUUCAGGCCUUCAUCAGAGACAGAAUAGUGCUAGGGUGAGCCUCAAUCCCUUUACUAGCCUCCCAUGUUAAAGGGAAGAAAGCAUAGACACCAUUCCUGGACAGUAAAAUGGAACAAUUAAUAAACUGAAGCCUUCAGCCGGAGUUCAGUUUGUAAAAGAAUUAUAUCUCUCUUCCCAUAGGGUGGUUCUCAGCAAACACCAGUACUGGAAAACAAAAGAAAAAACUAGAUGGUAGGGUUAUGUUUGCGGCUAUGCCUAGUGUAUUUCAGUCAUUGGCAAAAAAAUGCAGAUGGUAUUUUAUAUUUAAAACUUCGUCUAUCAAGCCUGUCUUGUUAACUGUCCACAGGCAUUGCGGAUUUCUUAAUGCUUCCUUUCAGAAGAAGCAAAUAGGCUUCCAGAAAGCGGAAUGUCCAGGCUUGCAUUUGCUUUGCUCUCCAGCUGUUGUAAUCUCUGGGAAUGGAUAGACCUGAGGAUGCAAUCUUGUUGUGUGGGGACCUAUGAGCUGUGCGGAAAUUGUACCCACAGAAUAAACUAAAAAAUGGGCUGAAAGGAAUGGAGAAACCAUUCUGUCCUUAUGGUUGCAGACUGGCAACCCAUUUCAAUCUAAUGUACCAAUUUAUCAUCUUCUUGAUAGUUACUCUUCUUAAUCUUUUAUCUACCUAUACUUGCUGCAGUCAAGCUUUUCUUUGUAGUGGUCAUCCUUUGUAGUUUCUCCGCUACCUCCUAACUAAUUUCCAUCUACCUCCUUACUAAUUUCCAUCUAUGUCAGCAAUCAUUUAAUAAGGUUGAGUUGGAAAAACAGGAUAAUGUUGUGGGAUGUUCUCUUAACUUAAUGAUAACUUAAUUUGUUGAAGCUUUGUGUCUGAAUCACCGAUUAAAGAGAAUAUGACUUUUUGCUUCUGCCACUUUUGGGGUUAUCUGUGGAAUUGUCUGCUACUUCUACUACGGGACUGAGGAGCUUUUGGCCCUCCAGAUGGACUGUAACUCCCAAUAGUCUCAUCCAGUAUGUACAAUGGAGUGUCAAAAGGUUUCCAGCCCUGCUCUACUAGUAUGACUUCUGGUCUUCUUCUUCUUCUUCAACACAUCAGGUUGGAGCAACUUCUCUCUCCCUCAUUGAAACAUCCCAACCAAGUUGGUUGCUCUGUAAAUAGUAACUAAAGUGGGAUUCUCAAACCAACAUAUUGCAAUUGUGCUGUCCUUAUUGGGUUUUUGUUUGUAUAAAAAGUCCUGCAUCUUUUGCUCAUUGCUAGGCAACCUCAUGGAGAUUUGUUGUUUGUGGAACUCUAAGUGGAUUAUGUGAUCGACUUCUAUUAGGUCAACACUUCAGGUCUCUAUGGCCCAAGAUCUUGCCAUCUCUUACUCUUCUGUUUCAGGCAAGAGGUGUGGAGUUACGAGAGCAUAAAGGUUUAUCAGUUGUUGGUGUUGAUGACUGGAAUAUCAUUGAUGCUUAGGUUCAUUGAAAUAAUACCUGGGACUUGCAGAAUAUAAGCUCUACUUACUCCACACUUUGAAUAGAAGCUGCACAGAAGAAAAACUAAAAAUACGCCAUGACCAGAAGGCCCUAUGUUGCUGAGUUGUUGAUCAUGAGCAGUGAAUAGUUUGGACAGCUUCCUAAGCUUUUCGUUAUUCUGGGCAAUAGUAGCUAGAGUGCUUGUGGAUGGUUCUUGGUAAGCAAGCUUCAUGUCUAUGAAAAAAAUAGCAAUUCCAAUUGCACAAUUUUUUCACACAUUACUUUCUACUAUGGUUUUUGACAGUUUUGGUGAUAUCUUAGGGCUCUGACUACAGUUGCAGAGAAACUAUAUGAUACAGCCGUUGCUGUACCACUUCUGUUUGGAAGUGGGAGACUCUCAUAAUAAGAGCCCAGCUGGAUCAGGCCAAAGGACUAAGCAGCCCAGCAUCCUUUUUCCCACAGUGGUCAGCCAGAUGUCCUUGGGAAGCUCACAGGGAGGACAGGAAGUCAGUCGCUCUCUCCCAACAACUGAUAAUUCAGAUUGGUAAUUCAUAGUGCCUUUGAACAUGGAGAUAGCACACAGUCAUAUAGAUUUAGUCCUGUUUUUCAAAGUACCCUUGGGCUCUUUCUGCUUCACAAACUCGUCCUUGUUUCACUGCAUAGCUGAAAUGAGAUUAUAGCUAUCCACCAACCUAUUGCAAAUCUCUCUCUCUUCUGUUCCAGGUAAAACGGAAGCUGAACUUGGAGACUGACCACCAGUACAUUGCAGAGAGUGUUCAUGCAGCCCGAGGAAAAGCGAAAAACCCUGUCAAAGGUGCUAGUGGCCAGAAGGGAACCCUGUUGCUUUUAAUCAAUCCACAGAUUUUUCAAGAUUUCCUUUUCCCAGUAGCUAAACAGGGCAGGACUUCCUGUUAAUAGAGCAGCCUGAGCCUAGAAGGCAGCUGUGGUGCUUUUGGGGGGGGGGGGAAUAAGCAAUUACAAGCCUUGUACAUCGUUGGGGGGGUAGCCAUUGGAAACAAAAAUGAAGUGGACCCCCCCCCUUUAAAAAAUAGUUAUUUUUAUUUUGGCAACUUACAUACCCCUUAAUUACAAUCUUCUCUAAGCAAUGUACAGGUAACCCAGCCAUACAUUAACGAUAGAGACAUCAAUUACAACUAUACAAUCAGAUUUCAGUUAAAAUGGUACAGAAAUAAGUGCAAGGAGACAAACGGCUGAAAGACAGAAGUGAAAGAACCACUACAAAAGAGACAAAUGGAAUUUGGGGAAAAUAGGAAACCAACUAUGUCUCUGUAAAAAUCUGAAAAUCCUAAUACAGUGGUACGAUUUGGGUUACAUACACUUCAGGUUACAGACUCCACUAACCCAGAAAUAGUAUCUCGGGUUAAGAACUUUGCUUCAGGGUGAGAACAGAAAUCGUGCGGUGGCAGCGGGAGGUCCCAUUAGCUAAAGUGGUGCUUCAGGUUAAGAACAGUUUCAGGUUAAGAACGGACCUCCGGAACGAAUUAAGUGCUUAACCACUGUAAAUGAUCAAUAAUAAUAAGUGCUGAAGCUGAUGUUUGGCACUAGAUUUAGAAUCCUAGAAAUCUGAGCAUUCUUGGAGUUGGUUUUUUUUUAAGUGAAAAAAGAGCAAGUUUCUCACAGAACUGCAGUUCUGGAAGGGACCCUAGUCCAACCCCCUGCAAUGCAGAAAUCUUAACUAGAUCUUAUAUGGCAGGUGGCCAUCCAACCUCUGCUUCAAAACCUCCAAGGAAGGAGAUUUCACCAGCUUCCCAGAGAGUGUUCCACUGCUGAACAGUUCUUACUGUCAGAAAAUUCUUCCUGAUGUUUAGUCAAAAUCUCCUUCCUUGUAACUUGAAGCCAUUGGUUUGGUUCCUAGCCUCCAGAGCAGGAGAAAACAAGCUUGCUCCAUCUUCCAUGUGGCAGCCCUUGAGUUAUUUGAAGAUGGCCAUCAUAGCUCCUCUUUUCCAGGCUAAACAUAUCCAAUUCCCUCAACUGUUACUCAUAAGGCUUGCUUUCCAGACCUUUGAUCAUCUUGGUCUUCCUCCUCUGCACACGCUACAGCUUGUCAACAUCUUGAUUAAACUGUGGUGCCCAGAACUGGACACAGUAUUCCGGGUGUGUUCUGACCAAGGCAGAAUAGAGUGGUACUAUUACAUCCCUUGACCUGGACACUGUGCUUCUGUUGAUGCAGCCUAGAAGAUCAUUCACUUUUUUUUGCUGCUGCAUUACCCUGUUGAAUGAUGUUAAGCUUGUGGUCCACAAGACCCCUAGAUACUUUUCUUGUACUGUACCUAAAAAGCUGUGAAGAUAGACUUGAAACUAUGUUGGCCCUGGCAUCUGACGUCGCUGAAGCUGAAGGGGAACUGGGUAGGAUGCUACAGGGGACUGCAAAACUCUUUGCUUGCCUUACCUAAGAAAGUUUUCUGCUCCUGCUAGCAAGAGACAAAUACUUGUGCAAAUCAACCGGAAGACAUGGCCAGUUCCUCUUUUGGUUGCAAUGUAAUUGGUGGAUGGAUAUCUUUCAGACUGUAGACUGAUUUUUAUAAUGCACCUUAAUGGGUCUGCAAAUCUUUGCUUUUCACCAUGAGCCCCUGCCGCCUCCUCUGCAAAACCCUUCCUACUUGCUUGGGUAAAUGGGGAGGUCUUGCUGGAGCCCUCUUUGAGAAGCCACGAUCUUUAUAUUUUAUCUGGUGCCUCGGAUAGCAGAAUUCAAGGCAUUGGGGGUUUAAAUUCUGAGCUAAACAGCAGUAACUUGGGGAAAUGCUGCUUGAUUUGCGAUGCAGCCAAGCAUCAUGAGCUGGACAAGUUCGCAUUCCAAGCCAUGCAGUGGCAAACCUUCAACAACGUUGCUAGUUGUAAUGAAGUCAUCAUUGAUCCUCAGGGGUGAAGUCUCCUGGAGAGAAAUCCCGCUAUGAAACCUCCCUGAAUCUGACCACCAAACGUUUCCUGGAGCUGCUGAGCCAAUCGCCUGAUGGUGUUGUGGAUCUCAACUGGGCUGCAGAGGUGUUGAAGGUGCAGAAGAGGCGGAUCUAUGACAUCACAAAUGUCCUGGAAGGUAUCCAGCUGAUCACCAAGAAGUCCAAGAACCAUAUCCAGUGGUUGUAAGUAGAAUGUCACCUGUUCUUUUGGGUUGCCCUAUUCUGAUUGUAUUGGUCUUCCGAAUUUCUCCUGGCCUUAGGAAGUAACCAACCUCUUGCAUUUGCUGUAGGAGACUUGCCUGGUUGUCCUUUUGGAAUGUGUCUCUUAGGAGAAAAGCCUUUGGUUUGGCGUGGAUAAGGCUUUCUGUAUUGCACAAAACUAAUAGGGUAACACUUGAAGAUGAGAGUGAUUACUGUACUGGACUUAAAACAGCUCCUUUUGUUAAUAGUUCUCAUUUACAAGCAUUCUUCUGUGAGUGAAUAAUGUCAUCACAAGGACUAUAUAUGGAGUCAAAGGCUUAAAGGAACAAAAGACUACAUCAAGAAAACUUGAACAUGGUGUCAGAAAAACUGAAUUCGGCUAUCUAUGUAAACGACAAAAUGAAAUGUACAUACUUUAUGGAAUGUGCGUAAAAUGUGCUACUUGUCAUAGGGAUGGGCAAACAGCUUUGCAGGGCAGUGAAAUCCCAUCUCCUGAACCACUGGGAGUCCUGCUGUAAAGUGUACGUGCACCUCUGCUCCAUCCGUGCUUUUGAAGCUGCACCAGUAUUUAUUAUUAUGAUUUGAAUAAAUUGUGCUUUCCUAGGUAUGUUUAUUGAGAACCUAGCCUCUCACUACAGAAAGGUCUUAGCUCAAUAGUGGAGCAUCUGCUUUGCAUGCAGAAAAUCCCAGGUUCAAUCUAUGACAUCUCCAGGUAGCACUGGAAGAGGUGUCUGUCUGAAACCCUGGAGAGUCACUACCAGACAUUGUAGACAAAACCGAGCAAGAUGGACUAAUGGUCUGACGAUAUAAGGCAGCUUCCUAUGAUCUUAUGACAAAAUUAAAUGAGGCUUAACUCCCAAGUAAGUGUGCAUAGGAUUGCAGCAAACCCCAUGGAAUGAAAUGGGACUACCUUAUGAGUAAAUGUGCCUAAGAUUAUGCUGUUAAGCCUGACUUAAGCUAAAAAACUGCUCUUCUGUCCUUUUGAAAAUGUUUUAUUCCCCUCCUGCACGGAAGAGAUGAUCUUACAAAAAAGCCUGCGCAUAUAAUGUAAUGCAUGAAGUGUGGCAUGAAUGUGUUCAUCUGCAAUGUAUGCUUGAUCCAUACCAUGCUGUAGAAAAAUGUGUGCUACAUCCCAUCCUGAUGUGGGGAUUAUUUGAAUGUGCAGUGAUGGUUGUAUAUAAACAUUCACCAACUUCAAAUGAAUAGCAGAUGAAAAGUUGUAUCGGAUAGAGUUGACCAACUUUCAGAGUUGGCCCAAUGUGACUUCCAUGUUGCUGCACCAUAAACUUCUAAUAUAAGUACCUGGGCAUUCACUAACCCUGCGCUGGAUCAGUUUUGACCAUGUGGGACCAUAGAACAUGCUGCCUGUUCCUCUUUUUAAUAUGCCCCCUGAUGUUAGGAGACAGCAGGUCGCUGAUGAGACUGUUCCAUCUUGACGUGCCCUGUUUUCUUUAGGGGAAGCCGGACUGCUGUGGGGAGCGCCAGCAAGAGCCAGGGGUUGGUGAAGGAACUCCAGGAUCUUCAGGCAGCAGAACAGCAACUGGACAGCCUCAUCCAGAUGUGUACUACUCAGUUCAAGCACCUCACGGAGGACCCAGAAAACAAGCAAUAUCCUUGUGUGGAAGGUGGAGGGGGGGUUGGGUGCUUUUGGCAAACCGGAAGAUGCAGAGUUGGGCUCCUAGCAAGCAGGUCCAAAGCAUUAGCCAGGUGCAAAAAGAGUGCCUUCUUCCAAAGAGGUAGUUGCACCCCUGACAUUCCAGGACUGGGUGUUGGUGUUUUAAUUUGUACUUCCCCACCCUGUGAGCUAAUGGAAAAUCCCUACCUGGCUGCUGGUUAACGCUGUGCAUUGUCAGUGGAACGGAGAGCUGUGUGAGAGCGAGAGAAGGGUGGCGUUAAGUCAGUCAGAUGUUGCUAGUUGAUUUUUGCCUGGCAGCUCUGUAGCUCAGCCUGUUCCUGAUAAUGCGACUUGGAUCCCACCCUCUGUGACGGGUGCAGUGCCGUAAAUGUGUCACAACUGUCACAUUUAACUCAGUUUCAACAUAUUCCUUUGCAGUCCAUUAAAGUUUGACCAGGAGGCACACAGCUCAUCACCAACACCGCCCACGCUUUAUAUAUAAGCAAGUGGCUUUUCUUCAGGGUGUCUGGUGGAAGUAGCUGAAUUGAUUAACUUCAUGGUCCUAAGGAUUAGGCUGAUGGGCUUGUUGUCCAUUUUGAAUCAUCCAGGUGAUAUCAGAGAACAAUGUGGAGCAGAAAAUUGCCCCUCACUGCCUCCCAAAGUGUUAGCAUUCUUCUCCAAGAAUGUAUACAGUUAACAAGGAAUUGAUUGUAAUGGAGGCUGACACCUGUGCGAAGCCAUUAUAGUGCAGAAUCCACUGGGAAAUUGCACAGACGGGCUCUGUGAUGCUGGUCCAUGGAUGUACAAUGUCCAUGUUUGGGAGGAAGAGGAAAAGGUGCCCAAAUGUUAAUGAUGCUUUUAAAAAAUAACAAUAAUGCAGUUUUACUGGUGGGGGGCAGUUUCUUAUUGCAAUAACAAAUGAUUUCUUGCUGUGUGGAAAAGCUAUACGUGCCAUCCCACACUAAAGCAAUUCUAGCAUUUCGUAUCUUCCCCACAAUGUUUGGUAGCUGAAGGAUACAAGCAUAUUAUGCUGCGUUCAGGAGAACAGUGGAAGUCUUUGUUUCCCAAAAGCUAGUGAUUUGGGCUUGGUAACUUAGCGCUUAGCAUGUAGUCUGUCAUCCUUCUCCUGGCAAAACUUAACUGGGCACACCUCAGCUUAUGUGACAUGCCAAGAUCUGCGCAGCAUUGCAGACCCUUCUGAGCAACUGGUGAUGGUGAUCAAAGCACCCCAGGAGACGCAGAUGCAAGUCUCUGACCCGGCAGAGGUAACUCUUCCUGGUCACUACAGGGCCAUUGUGCACAGAAUGCUUUCUGCACCAGCUCCUACCAGCUGAACCGGUCACUCCCUUUGCAGAAGUCUGUGGUGACUGAUCCAGCUGUAGCCAACCCUGAACCAAUGGUAUGGCUAAGAAAUCCAGUCUUCAAGAAUCAUAGGCCAAUAAGGAUCCUUUCUCGCUUGCCUAUCCAAGGCAGGAUUCUCCAUGCAUCAUACUGAUCCAAAUCAUGUCAUCUCCAGUAGACAGAUCUGGAGGCAAGAAUUAGAAAUACAUUAGACAGUUCAUGCAGCUACAAACUGUAUGGAAGGGUGGAGAGGGGGUAGCUAGUAGCUUCACUUUAACUGGAUUAGCUGAUAAUGGUGAGUACGAAUCAACAUUCAUUCACCCACGGAGCCUUGCUAAUACAGUGGUACCUCAGGUUAUGAACUUAAUUCGUUCCGGAGGUCCAUUCUUAACCUGAAACCGUUCUUAAUCUGAGGCUCGCUUUCACUAAUGGGGCCCUCCCACGCCACCAGCGUGCGAUUUCCAUUCUCAUCCUGGGGCAAAGUUCGCAACCCAAGGUACUACUUCCGGGUUAGCGGAGUUUGUAACCCAAAGUGUUUGUAACCCGAGGUACCACUGUAAUAAAUUGUUGACCUCCAGAAAAAGGCAGCUCAGGCAAUGUUGUCUCCAUCCUUCCAAAUACAAUUGGUGAGCUAGGGGGGAAAUAGUAGACAAUGUGAAGCUAAUGCUGCACAUUUGGGGAGGGGUAGUCCUUCUUGGAAAAAGUGACUGCUCUAUUAUUUAGCCCCUGUUAGUUAGAGCCAAGAAUGGUAAGACUGUGCAUAGCCCCCCCAAUCCAAUCCAGGUUUUGUAAAACCCUAAUUAAUCCUAAUGUCCACCUGUUAAUCCCCACAUCACUGGAAUAUAGGUUAAGUUCCCACCAUGUUUUGACCAUAAUCUCUUCUUCAGGGGAACAAGGUGGUAGGGAGAUUUUCCACGACAGAAAACUAUUCAGUUGUGUAAAUGUCUCCACAGAUGUCCACCUCUUCUUCUUUUCCAGGCUUUCCAAAUUGCUGUGAAGAGCACCCAGGGCCCAAUAGAUGUGUUCCUGUGCCCAGAAGAGAGCUCUGGAGUCUGCAGCCCCACCAAGAGUCCAUUGAAGGUGGCUUCCGAGGAACCUUCCCCAGGGUCUUCGCAAGCAGCAGCUCCUGCACUUCUGCGUCCCUCCCAGGAAAUGAACUCACCAUUGCUGAGUGCAGACCAAGGUAUGUGGAUGGGGGAACAGGGCACCCGAAGGUCCCUUUGGAGCAUGUUGUGAUUGGAGGCUGUAUCAAAGCAGGUCAGGAUCUGAGCCUAUAACGUCUCCUAUAAGAGCGUGAGAAUUGCCUUGUUAGGUCUGACCAUGGCCCAUCUAGUCUGGGUUUCUGUGUACAGCUGGGCCCAACCAGGUACAUUGAGAAGCUUGCAAUAAAUACAUAGUUGUGCUGGCUGUCCCUUUAUUUUGUCUGCAGCAGCUGAUACGCCAGCCCCAUCACAACAUAGGUCAUAGAACAGGGUGCAGAGUGGAGCGUGGGAGCAGUUUGGGGGUUUGCAAGGGCAGGCUUGGUUUGUGGACUGGGUACAGAUCAUUGGUACACAAACACAGAAGAUAUUGUAUUUUCUCCAUAUGAACCGACCUAGAUCCUGCAACCAUCAUCUUCUUCGUGUGCUUCCUCCACAAGAGGUCCAGAGGGUGGCAACUCGAGAACGGGACUUUUCUGCAAUGGCUCUCUGCUUGUGGAAUGCUCUACCCAGGGAGACUUGCCUAGCGCCUUUGUUACAUAUCUUUAGGUGCCAGGCAAAAACAUUCCUCCCCUCUCAGGCCUUUGGCUAAUUAAACAAGACCAUAAACUGGUGUGGGUGGCUGUGUAAUUGUUUUUGUUUGUUACUAUGUUAUGUAUUUUUAUGCUGUAAACCACCCUGUGAUUCUUGGAUGAAGGGCAGUAUAGAAGUUUUUUUUAAUUUGUUUAUUAUUGUUGUUGUUAUUAUUAUUAUUAGUCUCCCUCCCCCCAUGAUUAGAUACAUCUGUAAUAGGACAUAAGAUUUAAUUAAAAGGAAUGUAUUUCCAGACCUCCAGUAAAAGAUCCAGCCUAGAUCUCCACCAGGGAUAGGAAACCAGUAGCUCUCCAGAUGUUGCUGGACUCACAACUCACAUCAGCUCCAUCUAGCAAUGAUCAAAGGUCAAGGAUGAUGGGAUUUGUAGUCCAGAAACAUCAGGAGGGCCACAGGUUCCCCUUCCCUGAGCUAGACUGAAAGCCAUUCGCUUGAGAACGAUAUGCUAGGAUCAGAAGCAUCAUUUUUGUGUGGACUUUCAUCUUUUUGUGCUGUGUGUUGUAAGCCAGUGGGGGGGGGGGAAUUGAUUCCUUUGCUUCCCAUCUUAGCAUUCGCUUCUCAUAACUCAAUAGAUUUCAGCCACUCUGGUUUUCUGAUGAAAAAACCCAGAAGGGUCUGCCUAGUGUAAACUCUGUUAGCAGCAAGAGAUCCAAGAAUUCCUCUCUGUCCAGUUGUUUAAUCUAAAACCUGCUCACCCCAACUUAAUGGGUGGAGUUGCGUGGAAAAUAUGUAUUUUGUGCCUACUGAAGUCUCCGUAUAAUCAGAUCAGGAAUGUUAGGUAGGGCUUCAAGUGGUCAAAGGGGAAACAUUCUGUUCUUCCUCUUUCCCUCCUGGCCCUACCCAAGCAUUACUGCACACACUCCUAAUGCUGGGCUUUCCUUUCCAUCACCCAGAUAUAGGAAGCUGCCUUAUACCAAAUCUAACUCUGUACUGUCUACACCGACUGGAAGCAUACCCCCAGGGUUUCAGGCAGGGGUUUCUUCCUAGCACACCUGGAGAAGCUGGGCAAUGAGCUCUGGCCGUUCCCUGUGAGAGGCUAAUCUCAGCAGGUACCUUGUGCUUUAAGCCUGAUGGUUCGCUGUGGCUCCUAGUGAUGGUUGACAGGCACUACUAGGGCAGUUGUGCUUAAAGGAGGAAGUAUCCACCUUAACUUUUCUUCUAAAACUGGCUUUUGCCCACACUUUUCCUUGCCUGAACUGACCUGUGGCAUUUUGGAAGAGAUUUCUGCCUGGAAAGAGCAGAACACAGUCUUAAACAUGCCCUUUUCUGUCACGGUGGCCUCUCUUAAGAAGCUACCAUAAUCUCAUCUGCUUUGUUGCUGGGCUCCAGGUUUCCUUUUCCCUUUUCUUUUUUUGCUGAGCCACCUGCCUUCCCCAUGGUGGUGACAAAGCACAAUACUCAGCCUCGCUUGGGACGCUGCAUGCAGCAGCCUGGGCUGGGCUGGGGUUCCCUGCCUAUGGGCUGAGUAGAAGAAAAGACCGCAGGCUGAAUUUCUGGGGAGGCACAUGGACAGAGAGUGUGGCAAGGAGGUCGGUGUCGUGACUCAGCAGUUGUGCCUGGUGCCUUUGUUUCAUGCGCUGCCUCUGCUCGGGAGGGCUAGAUAAGGAGUCCAUAGGCAUGUUAGGCAUAUCAGAAAGGUACUGACAAGGUUUGGAGUGAAGGUUGUUCCUCUUUUGCAAGUCUCUGACAGGGGAGACUGCAAGUUAAUGUGGCUGCGUGUGCGCACACACACACACACACACACACACACACGGAAAGGGGUGGAAGAUGCACUGCCAAACUUGAGUAACAGAUGAUCAAUGGCCACAGUCGUCGUGUUCUGUCUCCACUGAAUACCAGUGAUUGGGGCGAAUGUUACGGCACUCAGGUUUUGCUUACAGGCUUCCCAUAGGCAUUUCCAUGGGAAAUGAGCAUCACUGGCAAGAGUAAAAGCUUUUAAUUUACUCAGGCCUUUGGGAUAUAGGGAGCAUUAUUACCGACUCUGCUGCUGUCAGGUGUUCAAACUGCUGCCGGUGGUGUUCAUUUCAGUUCUUGUUUUAUUAUUGCAUUUAUGUUGUUAGCCGCCUUGUGCUCCUUCAGGAGGAAGGGCAGGAUAUAAAACUGAUGAGCAGGAGUCCAGUAAGUUGCUGCAUGCACGGAAUAAGUUCUGUUCAUGCAGUGACACUCUCCAUGCCCCUAAAUAUUCUCUGGAGGGUUGGAGGAACCCUAGAACAGGUUUAGGGUGAAUGCAAGAAGUGCACGGCGAGGGAGGAAAAGAGUAGGGUAGGAAACAUCCCACUGCAUGAGCAAACUUUGUUCCUCACACACAUACCCCACUUAGCGCUAUGUUGAAUUUCGUUCAGUGUAAUGAAAUGAAAUAAAUGGUGGGCAGUCACCAUGUGCUGCCUGAACUGACCUGUAGCAUUUUAAAUGAACACUUUAAAAGUUCAAGAGAAGUUGAUUGUGGCGUGAUUAAAAAAUAGAAGUAAUGAAUGAAACCCAUGUGUUUUGUCUUUUGCAGAGCCCCUGUUGUCUAGGGAGAGUGUGUUGCCACUGAAGUGCCCUGCGGAUGACGUGAACCUCUCGCCACUGGCAUCCGUGGAUGCUUUGCUCCAGCAGGGCAAGGAGGACUUCUCAAGCUUCCUACCUGCCGAAUUCAUUGCGCUUUCGCCGACCCAGGACUAUCAUUUUGGGCUCGAGGAGGGCGAGGGCAUCAGCGAGCUCUUUGACUGUGAUUUCGGAGACUUGACUUCCUUGGAUUUCUGAGCAUCCUCAGGUGGGGUGGGGAGCACCACUCAGCUGGCCCUGCCCCACCACGGGGCAUCCUCUCAGAGCUGACGUCUGAAUGUAAUCGCAAGGCCAGCUGCAGCCUCCUCGGCCAGUGUGCUGCAGAGAGGACUCCAGGGGAGGAAACAGAAGGCAGCAGUGGCCAGGGUGUGAUUCAGUUCUUGGCUUCCUGUCACCAGCCACCUCCCUGCGGCCGAAGAAGGUGGCUGUGAAGCUAAUGGCUGCUGUGAAUGUUGCAGGCCCCUUUCUGUGGCCUUCAGUGGGCCUGCUGCGUCCAGGCCCAUAGUAGUAGUGUCCAGGGCCGUCUUGAUUCUCUGGUGCCAUGUUUUGACUCUAUAGGGGCAGUCCUAGUAGUUAAUGCUGUUGCCCUAGCAACAGCUAACUUAACUCUUUGCUCAACCACUCAUUUCCCCAAGUCCUCUAAACUGAAUUUUGCUGUGGGCAAACCACCCCACCCCGUGCCAGCUGUUUAUCGCUCCUUACUGUGAGCAAUUUCUUCUCUUGCCUUGGAAACUGUGACAGUCAGAAGAGUUUCUGAGAACACGCGCUCCUCCCUCCCUUCUGUCGGCAAAGUCUCCGGGGUGUAGGGCAGUAAUGGCCAGGAUAUUCAUUGCGAGAGGGGCACCUCUCUCUGCCAGCCAGUUGUGGAAGAAAAAAAGGCAAGAACAGUACUUCUAAGUAAUAAUUGGUGAUAACCUGACACCCCAUUGUCUUACAGACCAUGUCAUUCUGGUUGGCUGGCAUUGAGACACCAACAAUUUGCAGUUGGAGGAUCAGAGGUGAUGGGGGGGGGGAGUUCUUUUUGCCGGCAAGGUGUAAACCUGAGAUUUGUAAUCCUGUAGUGAAAUAAUGGCCAUUUUGAGGAAAGGAAGCCAAGUGUGUAGAAUUGUGCAGGAUGGCGCUGAGGGAACCUUUCAGUAAUUCUUUUUUGGGCGGGGGGGGGAGCUGCUCAAAGCUAGUGAAACAAAAUAGAUAAUCAGAUGUGCCUGAAGAGUUGCUUCUCCCCCAUAGUUGUUUUAUAUAUAUAUAUACUGGUUGCAAAAGAGAAGUGAAUAUAAGGAAGCCAGGAAUGAUGGGCUGAGUUGUUUCUGGAUAUUAGCCUGGGGCAUGAGGUCCUACUCAUGAUAAAGCUUUAAGGAGGAUUCUAUAUAGAUUAUUUAUUUAUUUUGGGCUCCCCUCACCUCACCUUUUUUUUUGGAAGGCCUCUGAGUCUCCCCACCUUUGUGUGUAGAAGAAGUUCAUUUCUGGGGAUGGGUUCGGUGCGCCUUUUUUUUUAAAAAAAGAAGUAGGCUAGAUGGCCAUUGAAUUUAGCUGCCACUUCUCUUUUGAUGAGCAGAAGGCAGGAGGAGAUGGUGAUUAAGGUGAGGUCAGCCAAGAACGUUUUGCUUCAUCAGGAGGGAAGCAAAAUGUGGCUCGUUAGUCUCCAGAAAGGCAAGGAAUUCUGUUUUCUGGCUGUGGUGCAGUUAAUAAUGUAAAGCUGUAUAUGACAAAUGCCUUUUUUGUUUGUUUGGAGACGUGUUUGACCCUCCCCUGCGAAGCAAAAGGCGUGAAUACUGACUGCCUUCAGUCUGUGCACUGCCCGAACACCCGCCUCCCCCUGUGCUAAGCACUAUGGGGUUUUCUCCAGAAAUCAUGAAUUCAUACUAUUUAUUUAUUAUUUAUGUGGGCUCCAUCCAGUGUUUCUGGAAGGUGAAAGGGCAAGUAAAGAGGAGACUGCAUGAAGUGGACCUCUGCAUGUCCAGGCAUGCAGGGAAAGAGGACAUAUUGUAUCCUGGUAGAAUAGCUAGCCUAGCAAAAUGAGGAAUGGAGCAAGAGAGUUUGAGAAAUGAGUAGCCGGCGUGUUGUAGAUGAGCUGUUGGGGUCUGGUAGGACGAGGUUGCUCUUGUGUCCCAUCCGUGUGGUGGGAGGUGUGGCUGGUCAAUAUUGUUGUGCUGAAAUGCUAUUUAUUGGUAGAAAAAUGAACGGCAGGUUCAUCUUGCACAGGAAUACUCUGUGUUGAGGAGGAAGGGAAGGGAGAGAGACACAUACAGCGUUAGUUACAGGAGUCUGAGGAAGGACAAGCAUCAUCCUGGGCUUGUCCAUUUUGGUAAGUACCUUCAGUUGUUGGGAAGCAAGGAUAAAAAGGGUGUGAAUGUUGCCGGCUGGAUAGCAUACGACAAGGCAGCUCUCGGUGCUGUCCCCUAGGUGCCUUCCUUUUUCAUUAGCCUAGCAAAUUUCAAAUACUAGGACUCACCAAAGUGUUCCCCUGCUUUGAAAGGGUCCCUUGCUUCACAAAAAAGGCAGCUGGGUGGGUGGGUGUGUUUGUGUGCAAAGCUUUAUUACUCAGCAACGUGGUGCCUGUAGGCAGCCAUUGUGGUGUCAGUACAUUUGUGGAACAGCCCUAUCCAUUUGGGCUAGUUUUAUAAGAAAAAGAAACUGUGUAUGCCUGUUAGAAUGAGAGGGCUAUGGACCCUGUAAUGCAUCGUGGCACUGGGUCACACAUAGCCUAAAACCAUGCUGGAAGUUCUUCUUCUGUCCGAGGGGGAAAGUAAGAACAAUGCCUUUUUGAAUUAGGCUUUUCCUGGCUGUCAUAAACAGAAAGGUUCUUUAGCCCUCCUUAGGUGUUUGGAUGGGAGUAUUUAGGUCACAUUCAUGCCAUGUAUUUAAAGUACCAUGGUACUACUUUGCAUAGUCAUGGCUUCCCGCAAAGAAUUCUGGGAGCUGUUUAAAGUUACUGAGGAGUUAGGAGACCCUCCUUAUUCCCCUCCCACAACUACAAUUGACAGAGUCCCCUGCGAAGAGGGAUAGAGUGUUAAACCCCACUCUGAGAACUGUAGCUGUGUGAGGGGAAUAGGGGUCGCCUAGCAACUCUCAGCGCCCUUAACAAACUGCAGCUCCCAGAAUUCUUUGCGGGAAGCCAUGACGGUUUAAAGUGGCAUCAUACUGCAUUAAAUGUAUGGUGUGAAUUAAGCUUUGUAGCGGCUGUGAGUGUUGCCCUCUCCUCUUCCAGCCAUUGUGCAUUCAGAGUGAAGGUGUGCAGGGAUUCUAACAGUGGGAUGCAGUUCGAAUACCUUCCAUUGGUAUCCCUGAUUGCCCAAGGUUCCCAGUUGCCUGGAAGGUUGUAGCUGUGUCCUGCUGAACGUGGUUAGAAUCCCCCCUCAGGCCCUCUGUGCAAAAAUGCACAAAGAAUAGAUGAGGAAAGGGCAGAGACAACAUGCACACACCUCUGCAGAGUAUGAGCUCUUGGACAUUCAUCCACGUGCCUGAAGAUCCCUUUGCUGGAAUCAGACAGCCCAUGAUUUUAUAAAGGUGGAGACACAUACUGCCAGUCAGGCAAAUAUUAUGCCUGGAACAUGUGUUCUUCCCUCCUAUGGUCACAGACUGUAGGUCACAGUAAAGCUGAAACAACCAAUACUUCAGAGCAACCAUCCUGUGCCUAGGCUCUGUAGUCAUUGCAAAAGGAGAAGCAGCUACCUCUCCUAACCGUCUAAUCACCUGCAAGUAGUCCGUCUUGAAGCAAAUGUUAGGAGUUAUAUUUUCCACGGAAAAUGCACACGCACACAAACACAAACACAGACACACGGGUGCCAUGGUGUGUUAUUUUAAAUAGCUACCAUUUUCUAGUUCAGAUCAGAACUAGCAUUGUAGGACUUGGAUUGCUUUCGCUUGAGCUACUUUCCUGUGCUACAGCUGUCCACAACCUGUCGCCUUCUAGACGCUUUUGGACUACAACUCCCACCAUCCAUGGCUAUGAGGAUGGUGGGAGUUGUAGUCCAAAAUGUCCCCAAGGCAACAGGUUGGAGGAAGGCUGCUCUAUUAGGUUAGGUGCAGAAGACUCCGGUCUGAUUAUCUCUCUUCAUUAAGACGUGGAUACCUUCUAGGGAAUUCUGUUCUUCCUCAGCAAAGGCCAGUGCUUAGAGCAACAAGCUGUUGCCAUAAUGUGCCACUGCUUCCAAAUGGCUCGUUGAGAUGAGCUGUUCCUCUUGGUGUGCCUGUUCCAUGUGCUGCUUUGCUGUUCUUGGUGGGGACGGUCCUUUUCCAAGGGUUUGCCCUGUUCCUGACUCAGAGCAUGUUCCCUGAUUCCUACAAAGUGCCUGAUGUUUCCAUACCAUAGCACGUUUCAGAGGCCUUUUUAGAUUUUGAUACACUUAAUAAACUUUUCCCCAAACCGGUGAUUGCAAAAGCCAGGAACAAAUCAGUAUCAUAAAGCAUCCUUCUGUUUUAUUUAUUAACCUUACAUCCAUUCUUCCGCCCAACAUUUGCCCUGUUGACACUUCUUGGUUUUGCUGAUGGAACCCAUUUGUUGUCGCCUGGCGAAAAGUUACGAUGAGUAGCACAAAGGAACAGCACCUCACAGCCUGUGAGAUGUUGGUGUGUGCCGUGCAAGUUGAUCUUGCAUGGUGGAAGAGUCUGUGUGUGUGUGUGUGUGUGUGUGUGUGUGUGUGUGUGAUAUUUGCAUAAUGUUCAGCAGAGCCUCUUUGGUUGGAAUGGUGGCCUAUAGGCCUACAGAACUUUCAAGGAGUUGACAAGGGGGAAACCAGCCACUUCACUGUAAUGCUUAAUAUGUAUUUUGGGGGAUCCAGGUAAACUCACGAAUAAAAGAGCUAAUGAAUCAGGGGGCUGUUUUGAGAAAAGCCCUAUAUCUGAUAUUCCAGGUAUCUUGAAUUUAAGCAUGGAUGUCUAGCUACAGAAAGUUCUACUGGUAUCGACCCGCAAACCUGUUGUGAGAAGUGGCAGCAGAUUGGGGAGGGGGAGGAGGAUGGGAGCAGGCUCUCUCCCUCCCUGCUUUUUUUCUAACCCAGAUGAGAGCACUUAUAGAACACAUAUACCAAUAGCUUUGAAAAGCCUUUAUUUACUGGAUCAAAGAAGUAAAAGCCUAGGCUGUGUAUGAUUCUACUUCUCCUUCCAGUACGUCUCAGCUACUACUUCCAGUGAAAAGUAUGGGCAAGUUCAAGUAGAGAUUGGCUUUUGUCAUGUUGUUUUAUUAAAAUUGGAAGCACAGCAGAGGAGGGAGGGUGUCUUCUGCCUCGGCAAGAAGGUGUGUGUAGUUUGUCUUGGAGGUGGGUGCUUAAUGCAUGGGGCUACGGAAUCCCAAGCGAUGGCAUUCAGUUUGGGUGGCUAAAGGUUGCUGGGAUAUUGUGGUGGUUCUUAAGGAUUGCACCUUUUCCUGUAAGUGCCAAGCCAGGAACUCUGGGUCCUUCAACAGCCAAGCACCUAAGUGCAUUGCAAAAACUCCAGCAAAUCCCAGUGCCUGAACAUUGAGGGCAAUCCACCUCUGUGUGCCUUGUUCAUUAUCUGUGCUUUUAGUUUUAAUAAAUACUUCUACUUCAUUUUC
Molecule: messenger RNA, 24836 nt
Organism: Podarcis lilfordi (Lilford's wall lizard)
Lineage: Eukaryota; Metazoa; Chordata; Lepidosauria; Squamata; Lacertidae
Source: the annotation of a GenBank genome assembly